Annulohypoxylon maeteangense is the source of this 897-nucleotide messenger RNA. RefSeq names its product RmlC-like cupin domain-containing protein. Bases 93 to 704 code for a protein of 203 amino acids. The transcript has a single exon. NCBI's taxonomy places the organism in Eukaryota, Fungi, Ascomycota, Sordariomycetes, Xylariales, Hypoxylaceae. The record is from RefSeq and is a predicted model, not a curated record.
AAUGAAUAUACUUUCAAUCAACUCUAACUUGCCUUACAGAAAAUUCUAUCCCGUAAAGUGACAUGCUAAGAAAUACCUAAGCAAUUAUCAUCAUGGCUUUAAAACUUAACCCUACUCCUCUACCCUCAUUACAAGUUUCUCGUUACUAUAUCCCAGCGCACAAUCUCAUACCCAACACUAGCAUCCAAAACAAACAAUUGUUACAUUACCAUGAAGUUUUCCCUCCUUCGACCUUGACCGCAUCUGCCAUAGAAUCGCAUCUUACAGAAGUUGGUGUCGUGGAACCUCAGUGGCGCUAUACGAUGUAUAGCACAACUCACUUCCACUCGACCACUCACGAGGUGCUAUGUAUCAGCCAAGGUAAGGCCAAACUCUGCUUUGGCGGUGAGGACAAUCCGGGAAAGGUGGAGAAGGAAGUUGUGCGAGGCGACGUGUUGAUUUUACCUGCUGGCGUCGGUCAUCGACUCCUCCAAGAUUUCACGGGCCGUUUCGAGAUGGUAGGUUCAUACCCUAAGGGCUAUAAUUGGGAUAUGUGCUACGGAAAAACAGAUGAAGAAGCGAAAGUAAAGAACAUUGGAACGUUGCCGUGGUUUGAGAGAGACCCAUCUAUGGUGACACAGGCCCCGUGCUCGAAAUUUAACGAUCGAGGUACUAUGCGAUAUAUGACAGCGGAAGUACAAUUCGUCUUUGUCUUGGAAGUUUGAGGCCUUCCCUGGACGCGGAUGCCGGAAUGAGCGGUCUGCAACUCCGAGCCCCUUUGUCCACGGAAGGUACUGAAAUUUUCGUCAAUUUUAUAUUGGUCGCGGAUCGAGGUUUAAGAUCGCGGGUGAUCGCCUCGUUCGGAGAUGCAUGCUGUGCCUGCUUCCUGCAAGAUUCAGCUAGUGCAACUACGAGAUC